AUGCUGAGGAGAAAAAUCCGCACAGCUGAAACCAAAUCUCGUGAGUCAGAGAACCGGGGCCACCCUGGAGGAGGUCAACAUGCACCAGGAACACAACUCUCACUUCAGUUACAAAAGAACCUGAGAGCUCGCCACAGCGGCCCCAGGACCACUACCAACGGGACAGACUCCACUACCAACGGGACAGACUCCACUACCAACGGGACGGACUCCACUACCAAUGGGACAGACUCCACUACCAAUGGGACAGACUCCACUACCAAUGGGACAGACUCCACUACCAACGGGACAGACUCCACUACCAAUGAGACAGACUCCACUAACAACAGGACGGACUCCACUACCAAUGGGACGGAAUCAUCUACCAACGGGACAGACUCCACUACCAACGGGACAGACUCCACUACCAACGGGACAGACUCCACUACCAAUGGGACAGACUCCACUACCAAUGGGACAGACUCCACUACCAACGGGACAGACUCCACUACCAAUGGGACAGACUCCACUAACAACGGGACGGACUCCACUACCAAUGGGACGGAAUCAUCUACCAACAGGACAGACUCCACUACCAACGGGACAGACUCCACUACCAACGAGACAGACUCCACUACCAACGGGACAGACUCCACUACCAACGGGACAGACUCCACUACCAAUGGGACAGACUCCACUACCAAUGGGACAGACUCCACUACCAACGGGACAGACUCCACUACCAAUGGGACAGACUCCACUAACAACGGGACGGACUCCACUACCAAUGAGACAGACUCCACUACCAACCGGACAGACUCCACUACCAACGGGACAGACUCCACUACCAACGGGACGGAAUCAUCUACCAACGGGACAGACUCCACUACCAACGGGACAGACUCCACUACCAACGGGACAGACUCCACUACCAAUGGGACAGACUCAACUACCAAUGGGACAGACUCCACUACCAACGGGACAGACUCCACUACCAACGGGACAAACUCCACUACCAAUGGGACAGACUCCACUACCAACGGGACAGACUCCACUACCAACGGGACAGACUCCACCACCAACGGGACAGACUCCACUACCAAUGGGACGGAAUCAUCUACCAACGGGACGGACUCCACUACCAACGGGACGGAAUCAUCUACCAACGGGACGGACUCCACCACAAACGGGACAGACUCCACUACCAACGGGACAGACUCCACUACCAACGGGACAGACUCCACUACCAACGGGACGGAAUCAUCUACCAACGGGACAGACUCCAGUACCAACGGGACAGACUCCACUACCAACGGGACAGACUCCACUACCAAUGGGAAAGACUCCACUACCAACGGGACAGACUCCACCACCAACGGGACAAACUCCACUACCAAUGGGACAGACUCCACUACCAACGGGACAGACUCCACUACCAACGGGACGGACUCCACUACCAACGGGACAGACUCCACUACCAACGGGACGGAAUCAUCUACCAACGGGACGGACUCCACUACCAACGGGACGGAAUCAUCUACCAACGGGACGGACUCCACCACCAACGGGACAGACUCCACUACCAACGGGACAGACUCCACCACCAACGGGACAGACCUUCCUUACCAAUGGGACAGACUCCACUACCAACGGGACAGACUCCACUACCAAUGGGACAGACUCCACCACCAACGGGACGGACUUCACUACCAACGGGACGGACUCCACUACCAACGGGACAGACUCCACCACCAACGGGACGGACUCCACUACCAACGGGACAGAACCCCCUACCAACAGGACAGACUCCACUACCAAUGGGACAGACUCCAGUACCAACGGGACAGACUCCACUACCAACGGGACAGACUCCACUACCAAUGA
Molecule: messenger RNA, 1863 nt
Organism: Cheilinus undulatus (humphead wrasse)
Lineage: Eukaryota; Metazoa; Chordata; Actinopteri; Labriformes; Labridae
Product: autotransporter adhesin BpaC-like
Exons: 2
Coding region: 1-1863 (620 amino acids)
Source: RefSeq, a predicted model, not a curated record